Molecule: messenger RNA, 1767 nt
Organism: Coniophora puteana RWD-64-598 SS2
Lineage: Eukaryota; Fungi; Basidiomycota; Agaricomycetes; Boletales; Coniophoraceae
Exons: 3
Coding region: 414-1436 (340 amino acids)
Source: RefSeq, a predicted model, not a curated record
GCCACGUCCUAUCUCUCCGUGAUGCUUCCCAAAGGCCGAGUACAUGAAUGGGCCGAUCACCUAUUCUCACUUGCUUUGGCACACGGCAUUGGCACAUGUUCAGCGCAUGCGAUGUCAGGAAGUUUCUCUCGUGGAGCCCCAGCACGAUCCCGCAAAUGCUCAUUCGUAUCAAUUCUGCACUAGCAGAGCGCAGUUUUUAUGACAAGUUACCAUCAAGACCACAAGCGUUGGAGAACGGAGCGGGGCCCUCCUCUGCAAGGGAAGUAUACAGUAGGCUGCUCCAAAACAUUCGCAUAUGACUUUCCGUCUCCUUUCUCGGGCAGUGCCACCUCAGGUACUCAUAUAGCCGUCUACAUGCCUUCAUUCCAGCACACCUCUAUCUGUCUCUCCUACUUUGUCACCGUCUUCUAGCCAUGGACGCGUAUACACAGCCACUCGACUGGAGCCGUGUCUCCCAGCUCGCCGUAGAUCCCAUGUCUUUCCUCCAGAUCCCCAGCCUUGAUCACGCCGACGCGCCUCCGCUACAGCUUCUAACACCUCCCUGCAGCGCCGUCUCCCCUAUUCCGUCUCCCCCAACACCCACGGUAACGGACGGUGAUACUAUUGUCCCCGUAUCGACGACAUUCUUCCCUGGAGCCAACAUCAUUGCAUCCCCUCCCGACAUCAUCCUCUUGUCCUCUGACUCCGUGUUCUUCUAUGUUCAUUCUAGCGUUUUGCUCGGCGCGUCAUAUAAUGGUUUCAAAGGCCUUGUAUCUUCAUCCCAAAACCGAAAUUGCGGCCCUACAGAACCCGUGAUGCCGGUGGCAGAGCAUUCCUCUGUUCUCAACAUCAUUCUGCACAGCAUCUACGACAUGUCGUGUUCUCACUACGCACCCUCAUUCGAGUCUUUAUCGUCUGCCGCCGCCGCCUUUCCAAAGUACGGCCUGUCUGCGAAGAAGCUUGUUGCCCAAUCAACACCCUUAUACAACCUCCUGGUUUCGCACGCGCCCUUAUACCCGCUCGAGGUGUACGCGCUGGCUGCCAAACAUGACAUCCUCGACCUCGCCAUCCCCACGUCAUCCCAUCUUCUGUCCUUCCCUCUCGCGUCCAUUAGCGACGACAUGGCAGAAAACAUAGGGCCGAGGUAUCUCAAGCGGCUGUUUUUCCUGCAUCUCGGCCGUUUGGAUGCCCUGAGGCGUCUACUCGUACCGCCUCCGCACCCACACGCGCAGACGGAGACCUGCAGUUUUGAGGACCAGAAGCGGGUCACGAGUGCCUGGGCGCUCGCGUCAUCGUACCUCGCGUGGGACGCCCGACCAGAUCUGUCCACGAGUACGAUGCAAUCUGCGCUCGGUCCCUUGGAAAAUCAGCUUUCUUGCAAUCUGUGCCGAGUAGCUCUUCGGGAAAAGCUGAACCACAUUACUGUUCAGUGGUCCAUCAUUAAAAGAACGAUCUAAAUUUCCGUUCAGAUGAUCUAUACCUGCUACGCGACUUUUCUGAUCUGAUACAUUGAUUCAUCCCUCCCACUAGUCAUGCUCGUCACACGCACGUGGAAUCUUCGCAUAUCACUCACACGCACUAUAUUUCAUCAAACGUUUAUCUCUCGUCAUUGUACAGACGUACAUGUAAAGGCAUUUACAGUGUCACUUCAUCAUCGUAUAUAUGCACGCCAUUUACCAGGACUUCACCUCAUCGAAUGCUUCGGCAUCAUUUAUCGAAAUAGUCGACUCCAUAAAACGUGUGCAACAUAGUUACGGAUAGGAUUGAACGUGAUCAAGAUUUAUCGGA